AUGGUCUAUCACAAUAACGUAACCUAUAUUGUACUAACAGGCUUCCCAAAUCUAAAAAGCAUAAAAAUUCAAUUCUUCUUGUUGCUCUUUUUCAUAUAUUGUGUUACUCUCUUUGGAAAUCUUUUUAUUGUGGUUUUAUUUCAUCUGAGUAAAACACUUCAGUCCCCAAUGUACCUCUUCAUCACCCAACUAUCAUUGUUUGAUAUCAUUCUGUCUACCAAUAUUCUUCCCAACCUUCUUUAUAUCAUCCUCCAUGAUGGCUUACAUGAUGGAUGUACCAUGUCUCUUGACAGAUGUAUCAUCCAGUUCUCAUUCUUUGCACAUGCUGAGGUGUCAGAAUGUUUUCUGCUCACUGUGAUGUCCUACGAUCGGUAUUUGGCCAUCUCUAAGCCCCUGCAUUACAACUCUAUAAUAAACCAAUCAAGUUGCAUUAAAUCAGUGAUUGCCAUUUGGUUACUAGGAUUCAAAAUGGCAUUGAUUGAUUCCAUAUCUUUGUGCAGUCUUUACUACUGUGGACCAAACACCAUCAAUCACUUCUUCUGUGACUUUGAACCCAUACUUGAGCUUUCCUGCUCUGAUACUUCAUGGCUCCAUGUUCAGACCUAUGUAAUAGGUUUCUUCUGUGUCGUAGCACCUUUUAUAAUAAUUGUGAUAUCGUAUAUCUAUAUUGUUUUAACCAUACUCAAAAUUAAAACAAUUACGGGAAGACAAAAGGCCUUCUCCACCUGCAGCUCUCACUUGACCACAGUGUGCAUAUUUUAUGGGACUCUAACUGCUGUGUAUCUGUUUCCAACCAAAGGACAACUAGAUAUUCUCAGCAAGGUCCUUUCUCUGUUUUACACUGUAAUAAUUCCAUUGAUAAAUCCAAUCACAUACACAUUUCGGAACAAAGAUUUUAGAAAUGCUAUUGAGAAAAUAAAAUCAUAUGUUAAAUAA
Messenger RNA from Staurois parvus, 936 nucleotides. Lineage: Eukaryota; Metazoa; Chordata; Amphibia; Anura; Ranidae. The record is from the annotation of a GenBank genome assembly.